Tricharina praecox is the source of this 1275-nucleotide messenger RNA. RefSeq lists its product as uncharacterized. The record is from RefSeq and is a predicted model, not a curated record. The transcript has 2 exons. Lineage: Eukaryota; Fungi; Ascomycota; Pezizomycetes; Pezizales; Pyronemataceae. The coding region runs from base 158 to 1177 and encodes 339 amino acids.
ACGUGUGUGUCCUGGGUCGGAAACACUGUCUCUUCUCUCUCUCUCCACGGUUGCAGACGUAAGCACACGGAAUCUUCUCCGCUCCGAUGCAAUACACGUUCCUCAGCUUCACUGAAACCAAGACGAAGUCGCCGCCAGCAGCUCGCUCCUUAUCUUUAUGUCAACUCCACCACCACAGCCACGACAAGUGCAGUGCGAAACAAUAUUAAGCGCUGUAGAUGUGUUUAUCCAUAGGGAGCGCACGGGUCUGCAGGCAGAGAUCCAACGAUUACAGGCGGAGAAUGCGAAACUGCUGAGAGAAAACGGCGAGCUCCUACGGCAAACAACAAACAUACACACCACACCGACCACGAUCGUUGCACUCACGGGCGACAACAACGAGAAGCAGCCACUCGCGCAGUUGGAGCCGAAAGAUGCGCUCCUGCGCGUGCUGCUGGCAAAGGUCCACCACUGCCAGCGGUUCCUGGUCAAGGAGCGCGAGGCAUUUGCGCAGCGCGAGGCCACCUUCGAUCAGAGCAUUCGGGCGCUGAGGGGGAUGGUCGAGCAGGUGGUGAAGACGCAGCAUCAUCACCGAGGAACCACGGCGGGUGCUACAGCUCCGCCGGGGCGUGCGCACCAUAGCGCGCCGACAAGUCCGACGGUCAGGAGAGAAGAGAUACGCAUGAAUACGGGGCAGGUCCCCGCUGAGCUGGUGGAUAGGGUCAUGGAACUUACCGCGAACCUAUCGCAGAGGGCGGAGGAGGUCAAGGUACGUACUCCAUUAGGUCCACAAUUACUAGCGCUGACCCAAAAUCACCAGCAAAUCCGCCUCCUUGCGGAAUCUAAAGCGGCUGAAGCAGCGCAACGAGUCGCCGACCUCGAGCGAAAAUCCGAGGGACUAUCCCUCCUGUACGUCGUCCCAUCUCUCCCACCCCCUUCCCUACCCUACCCUUCCCACGCUGAUUCCCCCCAUAGCCGCGCGCACAACAACCAAGCAGACUUCGAGCUCAACGUGCUAAACCUGCGCUUGAAGCGACUGGAAGCGGCGACGCUGGAGUACGUUCCGCUGGCGGAACAAGAUAUCAUUUUGGACUUUGAGGCGUAUAGAGAUGAGUUGGGGAAGGUUAGGAGUAGGCAGAAGAUAAGACGGAAGAGGGAAGAAAGGUGGGGUUUGUGGACUUCGGUUGGUGGUGGUUGAAGGGAGGUGUGAGCGACGAAGAGAGGUGUAAUGGAAUGUCAUACAGUAUCGGUACUUAGUAUCCAAGUAAUAUUUAAUAUCGGGUUGAAACACAUUCG